Messenger RNA from Cokeromyces recurvatus, 1006 nucleotides. RefSeq lists its product as uncharacterized. Gene Ontology annotation, cellular component: SCF ubiquitin ligase complex. The record is from RefSeq and is a predicted model, not a curated record. Gene Ontology annotation, biological process: SCF-dependent proteasomal ubiquitin-dependent protein catabolic process. Lineage: Eukaryota; Fungi; Mucoromycota; Mucoromycetes; Mucorales; Mucoraceae. The transcript has a single exon. Gene Ontology annotation, molecular function: protein binding. The coding region runs from base 8 to 841 and encodes 277 amino acids.
GUUUGCUAUGAACACUUUACCAUUAGAAAUUAGAAUAAAAAUAUUAGAUAUUUUAUCGACUACUACAAAGGAAUUAUACGAAUUAAGUCUUGUAAAUCAUGAUUGGAAUUUAAUUGUAUCAACUACAAUCCUUUACAAGUCUCCCGCUUUAAGAUCAAAGAAUCAAUUUUACGCCUUUUUAAAUAAUAUUACAGCUAAAAAUCAAUUUUAUAUUCAACAUUUAGAUCUGACGUUUGUUCAUGAAUAUGUACAUAAAUUAGAUCUAAACUACAUGACAAAUUUAAAAUAUAUCAACCUUUCUAAAUGUACUCGAUUAUCACCGUUUAUUAUUUUCCAACUCAUCAAAAAUAACAUAAAGGGAUUACAAAGACUUGUGUUAGCUAACUGCACUAUCUCAAGUGAUAUAUUAAAAUCGAUUGGUCAAGCAGCUAAUCAACAGCAACUUGAAUGUCUUGAUUUAACGAAUACAAUGAUUCAACCUUGCAUAGCCAUUGAUGCUUCAAAUCAUUUAGAAGAUAUGUUAUUACUUGAUCAAAAUCAACUUCGAUAUUUAAAUUUAUCGUACUGUACAUGGGUCAACAGUCAAACCAUAGAAAACAUUGCUUAUGGUUUACCAAAAUUAGAAAUCAUUAUCUUACAGUGGUGUAAUCAGAUUCAACUAAAAUCAAUUAUCAUCAUGGUUCAACAGCUUGAAUAUUUAAAGAUGCUUGAUAUUCAACACAUUGAUACAAUUGAAAAUAAAAAACAGGUCUUGAAAAUUAUAAAGAAUACUAGAUCUGCUCUAUUAAAAAAGAUAGUUUUUACGUGUAAAAAAACUGUAACAAUUGAAGUUGCUUUAUAAAAGAACAAAAAAAAAUUAGUAUGUUUAACAAUAGUAAUAAAAACUUGGAAAAAGAAUAGUCUUUUUGAUACAAGUAGUCAUAAUAAAAUUAGUUGGAUACCAUUUUAUACUGUCAUUAUUAUUAAAAGGAAAACAUACACACACACACACACACACCCAUGAUAG